AUGCUUUCAUCUUGCCCCCCUAUCCUCUGUUAUAUGUUUGGUAUCAUUCCCCUUGUUUUCAUUACUACCACCAUUUGUUUUCCAUUUAGCGGUAUAUGUAUGCUACCAUUACUUUUACAUCCUGGUGAUAUGCAGAUUCACCCCCAACGCUCAUUUAAACUAUUAUCCCUACUCUCUCCGGCUCAAACUUACGCGUUAUGA
Molecule: messenger RNA, 201 nt
Organism: Laccaria bicolor S238N-H82
Lineage: Eukaryota; Fungi; Basidiomycota; Agaricomycetes; Agaricales; Hydnangiaceae
Exons: 1
Coding region: 1-201 (66 amino acids)
Source: RefSeq, a predicted model, not a curated record